UUGACGUGCCGGCUUCCAUAGCACAGACGCGUCUGAUAGAAACUAGUAAACUAUGCGGGAUAUUUCUCAGUGACUGAACAGAAUUUAUUCGAUAAGAAGUUCGGCGCCUGUGAGCUCCUGUCUGACCGUGAACGCAGCUAUAUCACCCUCCACCUGCACUUAACUCUUUCCGAGUUUUGCUCUCGGUGUCUGUGAGCGCGUUAACUCCCGGGACAGGACAAACGCUUGGAUUUUUGGGCACUCUGGCACGAGACGGGACAUCGUGUGCGCGAGGCGUCAGGCACAGGAGUCAACAAGUGGCUUUCAGUUGCGGGAAGAGAGGGGAGAGAUUAUGAAAGCGUGGAAAGUUAGUUUUGACUUUCUUCGUCUCGUUAGGCACUUUUAAGUGAGUCGUAUUUUGUUUGAGCCGCUGGAAGGUGCGGAGGACAAGUUUUUAAAGCGUGUAACAAGUUUGUUAUUACCAUGAGUGGACCGACUUUUUUCCAGAUGUGGACGGUUUUAUUGUUGGGGAUUAUAACCGGGGUCGCGAGGGCUCAGGUCUCAACCGCCAAAGUGAUGAGGGGCAACAUGAGGAGAGAUGACUUGUACCGCAAAGAGGAAAACAUCACAGUAACGCCAGUGGGCGGAGACAUCCACAGCCCACGCUACCCCAACGCUUACCCCCGCAACCUACUGUUGUCAUGGAAACUGCUAUCACCACCAGGAAGCCGCAUUCACCUGGAGUUUGACGGACACUUCGGCCUGGAGGAGGCUGAGAACGGAGUGUGCAGGUAUGACUUUGUUGAGGUGGAGGACCAAUCAGAGACCAGCACUAUCAUUUGGGGUCGCUGGUGUGGGCAGAAGGCACCGCCUAGUCUCAACUCCAAAACCAACACACUCAGAGUCACCUUCAAGUCUGACGAUUACUUUGUUGCAAAGCCGGGAUUCAAAGUCUACUACUCACUGCUGUAUGACUCCCCUCUGCCUGCAUCCAAAACCAACUGGGAGGCUGUCACUAUGCCCAUGUCGGACAGUGGUGGAAGGCAGAUUCCAGCGGCAGUCACAGAGGUGCCGUUCUCAUUGGAGGAUUUGGACCGGACCAUAGCUGCCUUUGACACUGUAGAGCAGCUUCUCAGAUCACUGAAUCCAGACACCUGGAAACAGGACCUGGACAGCAUCUACACUCAGACACACAUUCAUUAUAGAUCCAGGGCCUAUCAUCUGGCAAGCAGACAUAAUAAAGUUGAUCUGAAUCGUCUCUAUGACGACGUGAAGCGAUACAGCUGUACACCUCGCAACUACUCUGUGAACCUGCGGGAGGAACUGAGGGCCACCAACGCCGUGUUCUUCCCUCGAUGUCUGCUCGUCAAACGCUGUGGAGGCAACUGUGGCUGCGGAACUGAGAACUGGAACAGUGGCUGCACUUGUCAGGCCUCUAAGACGACACUCAAACUACAUGAGGUGCUGAAGUAUGCCCCAGAGGUUACUCUGCAUCAGCGCCAUCGAAGGCCGCGGGUGCGCUGGGUCAUCGAUGAGAUCUUCCUCACACACCACGAAAAGUGUGAGUGUGCGUGUCCCUCCCAGCCCCCUCGCUGAGACACCCAAACUGGCACACGCAUCUGGAACUGUUGGACAAGUUUUUUUUUUAAAGCUAUUUUGCUACGGACUUCAUAUAAUUACAGCAACGCAGACACACACAGCAAAGUAGAAGGCAACAAUUUGACAGCUUGCAUCACACACAGUGACAUUUCCUCCUGCAAAUUAAACAUCUUUUUUUCUUCCCCUGUACACAGGCCAAACUUGUAAAUGUUUCCAGCAAAACACAUUUGUUAUUGAACUUUUCUCGCAACAUGGAGUCUGAAUUUUGUUUAGAUGUGUUCGAAUCAAGGUGUUUUUCACCCAAAACUAAAAAUAUAAGUUUUUUUGUAAUAUGAAAAAUCAUCAUAGGAUGAAAAAAACCCACCAAUAUCAAACUCAAGGACUUUAAUGGAUGAGACUUAAUGGAAUUGAAAUUCAAUUGAUUUCAAACGCUGUGUAAACAUUUUUUCAUAUAUUUCAUGUGUAUGUAUGUGCGUUUCCUUGUGUUAUAUAAAGAGUGUUUGUUGAAA
Messenger RNA from Plectropomus leopardus (leopard coralgrouper), 2087 nucleotides. RefSeq names its product platelet derived growth factor d (gene pdgfd). Gene Ontology annotation, biological process: positive regulation of ERK1 and ERK2 cascade; positive regulation of cell population proliferation; positive regulation of protein autophosphorylation. Gene Ontology annotation, cellular component: membrane. Gene Ontology annotation, molecular function: growth factor activity; platelet-derived growth factor receptor binding. The record is from RefSeq and is a predicted model, not a curated record. NCBI's taxonomy places the organism in Eukaryota, Metazoa, Chordata, Actinopteri, Perciformes, Serranidae.